UGGGAAUUCAGUGGAUGGGGCCGGGCUCCUCUUCUGUGGUGUGCAGCAACAGAACAAGGGGCAACAGGGAAAAUGUGCAACGUCCAUGCAAAUAUGAGGAAGAACUUCUUUCCUAUGUGGGUGCCAGAGCCCUGGAACAGGCUGCUUAGAGUUGGGGGAGUUUCCUCUGGAGAUAUUCAAGACUGUCUGGACACUGUCAUGUGCAGCAUACUGCAGAGGACUGCUUUAGGGGAUUGUGAGAGCUCCAAAGGUCCCUUCCAACUCCUAUUAUUCUGUGAUUUUAUUACUAUGGGUCUUCUGUCUUCUCCAAAACAGUGAAGUAGUUCCAGCCAACCAGCCAGUCAAAAACAAACAAACAAACAAAAAAACCAACACUCUUUCAACCAAAGAAGAGUUUCAGUUGAUAACAAAGCAUUCUAGUGCAAAUGUUUCUGUUGAUCCAAGUGGUGUGGAUGACUGAAACCAGAGUGGGACUCGUCGAAACCACCCCUCAGCCUGGCAAACACCUUCAUCUCUUAUCAAGGUUCUGUAGUCAUAUGAUGUGUGUUUGUACUGGUGCACAGAGCGCUGGUCAGCCUUUGGGGGGCCAGGAGGAGGUGUGGUUCCAUCGUCACAGCCCAGGAGAGGAGGACUCACGGCCUCACUGCUGCGCACACUGCCAAUGACCCUGGAGCAGCCUCUGCAGGGUUGAAGACGCAGUGGAGCAGUCGCCAGGUGGCCGGCACUGCGCCUUGUCACACUGAGGGGCCACUGACCCACUGCUUGCCACGUCUGCCCUUGUGACGGAGCUGAACUCUUCAGCUCAGUCAGGAGAAGCCGAGGGACAUCCAUCAGGUGUGGUGCACCAGGAAGAGCCGAGCCAGGGCAGAGAGGAGGCGGCACAGGGCACGUGAGUGGUGGCGAGUCGGACCUAACGGGGUUUCCUUGAGAGCAGUGAGAGCAGCUGAAGCUGGUCUCGUGUGGGUGGCUGACCAUUCGUGGGCUGACAAUGGCGCUUUUCUUGAUUCCCUGCUGAGCUCCUAUAAGCAAUGCCUGAUAAAAGCUGAGCUCAGGUCACAGCCUCCCCUUUCCCUUGGGAAACUACCAAGUCUUUGACUUCAGAUUUAUUUCCAUGUGAGCAGGGAGACCACAAAGGCUCUGAUGUGUGCUCUCUGCCAGCCUCUGUUCAGGAGCAAGCAUGCACACUCUAUCAUGCUGUCACAGUUAGAGCAGGGUCACCUCCAGGGCUGGGCCACCCAGGCUUGUCUGCCCGGCGAUGCCCGACCUGUCUGACUGCAGCAGAGCCCAUGGGACUCUAGAUCUUGGUGGCUAUGUCCCACCAAUGCUGUGUGGAAAUCAAUGUUGCAUGAACCACACAGUUCUUAAAUAGAAUGGCCACGUGUGGCUGUAAGACUGGUGGGAGAUGCAGAGAUUUUGACUUGUGUCUUUUGUGGGUGCUGGCCAAGUGUGGAACACUGGUGAUCAGAAACCACAUUGUUUCAAGGGGGUAAGCUGAAGUCACAGCCCUGCACACUGUGGCUCGAACUCCCAACCCUCAUAUCAGUCAAAAUUAACUUUGCAAGUUGUAUUGUGUGGCUUCUCUCUGUCUUGAACAUAAAAAUGCUGUUUGUGAUUUCAUUCUGCUUUUGCUCAGAUGCAUCACUUGAUCUAAUGCCAGUCCUGAGGACAUGCAGGGGCUCAGACAAUGAACCAAGGAGAUCUGUAGAAGUUCAUACAGGCCAGAGUCAGUGCUAGAACUUCUCAGCAAAGAUCCUUCUUGGCUCUGUCUCCAGCCUUGCCAAGUCCUGGCAUGCAGGCAGGUCUCCCUUGGAGGGAGCUACAGGCUGACACAGCUGCCAGGGAAGGAAAGGUUCUGGAUGAGGAUCAGCUCGGUGGUGCCUUCUGCCACUGCAGGCAGAGCCAGAAGGCCUGACCAUGUGCAGCCUCCUGUUGUCAGAACACUGCAGAUUUAAACGAGCAUCUCACGCUAUCUGUGGAGUCUAAUGACAAGCUCACAACUGUCUGAACUGCUGGUGGGACACAAAGGGCUGCUGGAAGGUGGCAGCAUGGCUCGGAAGAUGAGCAUUGAUAAUCUGGAGGACCAGCUGCUCUGCCCCAUCUGUUUGGAGGUCUUCAAGGAGCCCCUGAUGCUGCAGUGUGGGCAUUCCUACUGCAAGUCCUGUGUGCUGUCACUGUCUGGAGAGCUGGAUGAGCAGUUCUUGUGCCCCGUGUGCCGCAAAUCCGUGGACUGCAGCGCUUCCCCACCCAAUGUCACGCUGGCCCGCAUCAUUGAGGCACUGCAGAGCAGGGGCGAGACAGAGCCCACCCCAGAGUCCUGCCCAAUGCACCACAAUCCACUGAGCCUCUUCUGUGAGGCUGACCGAGAGGUGAUCUGUGGGCUGUGCGGCACCAUUGGCAACCACAAGCAGCACAAGAUCACCCCUAUCUCUACCGCAUACUGUCGGAUGAAGGAGGAGCUGUCUGUGCUGCUAACCGAUGUCCACCGGUGCAAGAGGAACCUGGAUGAACAGUUCAGCAAGCUCAUCAACAACAAAAUCCGCAUUGCGAAUGAGGCAGAUGUCUUCAAGUGGGUGAUCCAGAAGGAGUUUGAGGAGCUGCACAGGUACAUCGAUGAGGAGAAGGCCACCUUCCUGGAGAGUGUGGAGGGGAAGGCGGCCCAGCUCAUCGCCUCCAUUGAGUCUCAGGUCAAGCAGACAUCAGACACCCUGCAGAGGCUGAAGGAGAUGCAGAGCAUUCUGGAGACACUCAGCAACGAAAGUCAGCUUGAUUUCAUCCGUAAAUACAGCUCCUACCAGUUCAGGUCAGAGCUUCCUAGCCUACACCCAGGUGAUGCCAUCUUCAGUCCCGUAUCAUUCAAGCCUUGUUUCCACCAAGAUGACAUCAAGAUGACCGUGUGGAAGCGGCUGCACCGCCACGUCCUGCCAGCUCCAGAGAUGCUGAAACUGGACCCGGUGACGGCACAUCCCCUGCUGGAACUCUUCAAGGGUGACACGGUGGUGCAGUGCGGGCUGUACCAGCGCCGGGACAGCAACCCCAAGCGUUUUGACUCCAGCAACUGCAUCCUCACCUGCAAGGGCUUCUCCUGUGGCCAGCACUACUGGGAGGUGAUUGUGGGCACCAGGAACCACUGGCGCGUGGGCAUCAUCAAGGGCACGGUCAGCCGCAAAGGGAAGCUCAGCAAGUCUCCCGAGAACGGCGUGUGGCUCAUCGGCCUCAAGGAAGGGAAAGUCUACGAGGCCUUCAGCACCCCGCGGGCCACGCUGCCGCUGACCGCCCGGCCGCAGCGCAUAGGGAUCUACCUGCACUACGAGAAGGGCGAGCUGACCUUCUACAACGCCGACAGCCCCGACGAGCUCAGCCCCAUCUACACCUUCCAGGCGGAGUUCCAGGGCCAGCUCUACCCCAUCGUGGACCUGUGCUGGCCGGAGCGAGGGCCCUUCUCCCCUCCCAUCAUCCUGCCCCCUCCCGCUGCCGGCCGGCACACCCAGGGCCCCCCCGCGGCGGAGGAGCCCCCCAAGCCGUAGCGCGCGUCCCCGCGGCGCCGUCCUGAAUAAAGCUGCCGCUGUGCUGCCCGAGCCGAGCUGCUGCGAGCGGGCGGGGGGCGGGGC
Molecule: messenger RNA, 3608 nt
Organism: Lagopus muta (rock ptarmigan)
Lineage: Eukaryota; Metazoa; Chordata; Aves; Galliformes; Phasianidae
Gene: TRIM50
Product: tripartite motif containing 50
Exons: 7
Coding region: 1983-3524 (513 amino acids)
Molecular function (GO): zinc ion binding; protein binding
Source: RefSeq, a predicted model, not a curated record